This is a messenger RNA of Ipomoea nil (Japanese morning glory), 2442 nucleotides long. Its product is annotated as protein root UVB sensitive 1, chloroplastic-like. The record is from RefSeq and is a predicted model, not a curated record. Gene Ontology annotation, cellular component: chloroplast envelope. NCBI's taxonomy places the organism in Eukaryota, Viridiplantae, Streptophyta, Magnoliopsida, Solanales, Convolvulaceae. Gene Ontology annotation, biological process: response to UV-B; developmental process. Bases 131 to 2020 code for a protein of 629 amino acids. The transcript is spliced from 7 exons.
AUGAAAAUUAAAAGAAAAAUAGAAAGUGAGAGAGCGGCACCGAAGCCCCCGUUGAGGCGUUGACGGCUUUGUCCAAGUGUCGUUAGUUUCAGAGCGCCACCCUAAUUCUUGAAUUUCCAACACCAACACCAUGGGCUGCGCUUCCCCUCCCUUUUCGCUCCACCGUUAUCCUACAUCGCCAAAUCCCACCUCCGCCGCCGCCGCCGCCACUUUCUUUCCCGCCAAUUUGAACCAUUUCCACUGGCCGCAAAAACCGUUUCUUCCCAUAUCUUCUGUUCAAUCAGUAUUCCGGUCGUUUCCCUCGUCCCUCUCAAGCCGCAGUCCCACUCUUCUCCGACCUUUCGCCGCCGCCGCCAACCACAAUGGAGACAAUAACAACAACGGCGGAGGUAGAAAUGGAGGCGGCGGCGGUGAUUGGUGGGAUGAUUUCUUCAAUUUUGACAAGAAGCAUUUCUUUCUGCUCCCUUUUUCUUGUAUGUUCACAAAUGAAAAUAAUAUUGUUGCGUCUGUCGCUUCGUGUAAGCCGCUACUCCUAUUACUCGUUUCCGUCUCGUCUUCCGUCACCUGCGGCUUGCUAUUAGCUUCAUUAGUACAGGCGAAGACUAAUGGUGAAGAGAAUGAUGCAGAGGUUUUGUAUGAAAUUCGAGGAGGAAAGCGGGUUGAGCUCGUAGCGGAUCACUUCAAAGAUGAAUUUAUUGUUCCAAGAACAGUGGGCUCCAAUUCAAAACCGUCCUCUUUCAGGGACUUUACCGUUGAUUUGUGGAUGCAAUGUAGGAACUUAGCCAUGAAUUUGAUGUUGCCAGAGGGGUUUCCCGAGAGUGUUACUAGUGAUUACUUGGAAUACUCUCUUUGGAGAGCUGUUCAAGGUGUUGCCGCCCAAAUGAGCGGCGUUCUGGCCACUCAGGCUUUGCUUUAUGCUGUUGGAUUGGGGAAAGGGGCCAUUCCUACUGCUGCAGCUGUGAAUUGGGUGCUCAAGGAUGGAAUUGGAUAUCUUAGCAAGAUUUUGUUGUCAAACUAUGGCAGACAUUUUGAUGUCCAUCCAAAAGGUUGGAGGCUAUUUGCUGACCUCUUGGAGAAUGCUGCUUUUGGACUGGAGAUAAUGACUCCAGCAUUUCCCCAUCUGUUUGUACAUAUUGGUGCGGUUGCUGGAGCGGGGAGAUCAGCUGCUGCAUUAAUACAGGCUGCUACGAGGAGCUGUUUUUAUGCUGGCUUUGCUGCUCAAAGGAAUUUUGCUGAGGUAAUUGCUAAGGGUGAAGCACAGGGUAUGGUGAGCAAGGGCAUUGGAAUUAUGCUCGGAAUAGCACUUGCCAACUACACAAGUUCUUCUACGCCUCUUGCUCUUGCUUCUUUUGGCGUGAUAACUUGGAUUCACAUGUUCUGUAAUCUCAAAUCAUAUCAGUCCAUUCAGCUAAGGACUUUAAAUCCUUACCGCGCAAGUUUAGUUUUUAGUGAAUACCUGCUUAGUGGCUUAGUUCCUUCUGUUAAGGAGGUGAACAAUGAGGAGCCACUUUUUCCUGUCUUUCCGGCUUUAUGUUUGAAGCCAGCAUAUGAGGCACAAGCAGAGGAUCUUUCCCAAGAAGCCAAGAAUGCAGCUGCUCAUAUUGUGGAUAGGUUACAACUGGGUGCUAAACUAUCUGACAUUGUUAAACGUAGGGAAGAUGCGCUUGCACUGCUUGACCUCUACAAAAAUGAAGGUUAUAUACUCGCAGAACAUGAAGGCAGAUUCUGUGUUGUACUCAAAGAGAACUCGUCACCACAAGACAUGCUGAAGUCGGUGUUUCAUGUUAACUAUCUCUACUGGUUGGAGAGAAAUGCGGGAAUUCUAUCAAGUGGUGUGCGAAGUGAUUGUAGACCGGAGGGGAGACUCCAAAUGUCUUUAGAAUAUGUUGAGAGGGAAUUCUGCCACGUCAAGAACGAUAGUGAAAUAGUAGGUUGGAUGGCUGAUAGUCUCAUUGCAAGGCCUUUACCAAAUAGAAUCCGUCCUGGUUAUCCAAUUACUUCUCCUGUCAUGGCCGGCUGAUUGAUUUGCAACACUUUGCGUUAAACCUUGUAAGCUGUUGGCUAUGGCACAAGAGGAUGUGGUUGAAGUUGAAUGAUGGUAAACUGCAGUUUCAAGAUAACACUGAUUUGGUUGAACCCUCAAGAUGGAGAAGGCUACAAUGAAGGGGAUAAUGCACUAGCAGAAUGCUAGUUUUACAAAGUGGUUGAAUGGUUGCCCUUGUCUGAACAGCUUUGUGUCCUUACUGUAUAUGCUACUAAAAUGAAUGUUCAUUGCACCAUCAACCAACAUUCCUUAAUUCUUUGAGGCUCAAUGGAUCUUGAUUAAUCUUUUAGUGUGACAAUGGUCAUAUUGUUGUAGUCUGAACACUUAUUGUGAUUAGUUGAAUGUACUGGAAAUCAAGAUUUGAUGUAUACCUCAUAUGAACUCAUGAUUAGCUUUAA